Poecilia reticulata (guppy) is the source of this 1726-nucleotide messenger RNA. Its product is annotated as neuronal acetylcholine receptor subunit non-alpha-2-like. Gene Ontology annotation, molecular function: transmembrane signaling receptor activity; acetylcholine-gated monoatomic cation-selective channel activity. Gene Ontology annotation, biological process: monoatomic ion transmembrane transport. Gene Ontology annotation, cellular component: postsynaptic membrane. The record is from RefSeq and is a predicted model, not a curated record. NCBI's taxonomy places the organism in Eukaryota, Metazoa, Chordata, Actinopteri, Cyprinodontiformes, Poeciliidae.
CUUUUCCCUCCUCCUCCUCCUCUUCCUCCUCCCCAUCCAGAGAGACUUCCCGCUGUGCCGCUUCCUAUAACGCCUCGAUAGGAGUUGCAAUAAACAGGCACACGCACAAUCAAGCCGGGCCUCUGCCCGCUGGAUAACUAAAGGAGAUUUUACGCACGCUGCUGAUGGGAACCUCGGCGAGUCAUUGUCCUCCGCUUAACGGGACAUAGUAAUAACAGCAACAACAGAGGACUGGAUUGGGAMACAAGAUGAAGUUGGUGGUCCGCCUCCUCCUGCUUCUCCUGGCGGUGUGUCCUGUGUGCCACGGUGCCGCUUCCUCUCCCAGUAAGUUUGCRGAGAUGGAGGACGCUCUGCUUAAGGACCUUUUCCGGGGAUAUCAGCGCUGUGUCAGGCCCAUCCAGCGAGCCAACGACACCGUCAAAGUUCGCUUUGGACUCAAGAUCUCUCAGCUGGUUGAUGUGGAUGAGAAAAACCAGCUUAUGACAACAAACGUUUGGUUGACUCAGGAGUGGAUUGAUUACAAGCUGCGAUGGAGUCCAGAUAAAUUUGGUGGAAUCACCUCCAUCCGAGUUCCCUCAGAAAAUAUCUGGCUCCCAGACAUUGUCCUAUACGAGAACGCUGAUGGACGCUUCGAGGGCUCCCUGAUGACCAAAGCCAUUGUAAAGCACAACGGUGCCAUCACCUGGACGCCACCCGCCAGUUACAAGUCUGCCUGCACCAUGGACGUCACCUUCUUCCCCUUUGACCGGCAGAACUGCUCCAUGAAGUUUGGGUCGUGGACCUACGAUGGCAACAUGGUGGACCUGGUCCUGAUGGACAACCACGUUGAUCGGAAAGACUUCUUUGACAAUGGAGAGUGGGAGAUUCUCAGUGCUACUGGAGCCAAAGGAAACAGGAAGGAUGGCUUGUACUCCUACCCGUUUAUCACCUACUCCUUCAUCCUGAAGAGAUUGCCACUGUUCUACACGCUCUUUCUCAUCAUUCCCUGUUUGGGUUUGUCCUUUCUUACUGUCCUUGUGUUUUACCUUCCCUCUGAUGAAGGAGAGAAGCUGUCACUCUCCACAUCUGUCCUAGUGUCCCUCACUGUGUUCCUUUUGGUCAUAGAGGAGAUCAUCCCCUCCUCCUCCAAAGUAAUCCCUCUCAUCGGAGAAUAUUUGCUCUUCAUCAUGAUCUUCGUCACCCUUUCGAUUAUCGUCACCGUCUUUGUCAUCAAUGUGCACCACCGCUCCUCGGCCACCUAUCACCCAAUGUCGCCAUGGGUUCGCAGUCUCUUCCUGCAGAAACUGCCCAGACUGCUGUGCAUGCGAGGACACACGGACCGGUACCACUACCCGGAACUGGCUCCGGAAAGUCCUGAACUGAAGCCUCGCUCUGGAAGUCGGAGGGGAGGUUGUAAGACGAACAGCGGAGCAUGUGGACAGGCAGCUUCUGAUGGGAAGGAGGAAGAAGCCUGGGCCACCAUGUUGGAGAAAGCCAUCUACUCAGUGCGGUACAUCAGCCGACACAUCCGUAAAGAGCACUUCAUCCGCGAGGUGGUUCAAGACUGGAAGUUUGUUGCCCAGGUGUUAGACCGGAUCUUCCUCUGGGCUUUCCUUACCGUCUCUAUUCUGGGCACCAUACUCAUCUUCACUCCUGCCUUGCAGAUGUUCCUGAAAGUCCCUCCUCCAACUGCAACCGAGGAGCCGCCUCUACACCAGUAAACAUCACCAUCUCUUUCUCUGGCAGC